GAAGGCCUUCAAACCAACUCAGCUCAUGGAACCUCAUUCCUAGUCUUAAUAUCUAAUACAUCGCUAUAUAGAGCAAGUCUCUACUUUGGAGCGUUAUAUACCGGACUCACACCGGUGCCUCGGCUGUCAUAACAGCCAGCAAAGAUCAUGGCGUCCCCGCAGACCCCGCCCCCAGAUGUCCACAAAAGCAUUCGUCCCAGCGAGGAGGAGACCACCACGAGAUAUGCCCACUCCAUCGCGGAAACAACAUCUUCCGACGAGACUGCCGAUCAGAUAGAGGCUCUGGCCAACAUCAAUACGAGGACAUCGCGCAUCUCGAUACCCUCACUAGCGCGAAAGGUGACAUCGAUUGGCACUACUGGGACAACCGACCCGAACUAUGAGGUCGACUGGGAGGAUGAAUUCGACAGGACCAACCCGAAGAACUGGUCCCUCGGAUACAAAGCCAUGGGGAUGUUCUUUCUUUCGUACAACACCCUGAUUAUAGUUCUCUAUUCAACCUCCUACACAUCUGGCAUUUCUCAAAUUGCCGCCGAGUUUGGCGCCUCCACCACAGUGGUCACUCUGGGACUGACCAUGUACCUGAUCGGGCUUGCCAUCGGGUCUAUGUUCAUGGCUCCAUUGAGUGAACUCUACGGGCGAAAGCCCGUUUCUGUCGGAUGCCUUGCAAUCUUCACAAUCAUGAUCAUCCCCUGCGCAGUCAGCAAGAACCUAGCCACCUUGAUUGUGUGCCGCUUCAUUGGAGCGCUUUUCGGCAGUGUGAUGAUCUCGACGGCGCCAGGUAUGGUUGCGGAUAUCUCGCACGAUGAUCAGCGGGCACUGGCAAUGUCGAUUUGGAGUAUUGGUCCCCUCAAUGGUCCAGUGGUCGGUCCCAUAGUCGGAGGGUUCGUGACGCAGUACUUGGGCUGGCGUUGGAUGGAUUGGAUUGCCUUGAUCUUGUCAGGGGUUGCGUUAAUCCUUUCGUGCAUACUCAAGGAGACCUAUGGGCCCAUUAUCCUCCAGCAAAAGGCGGCCCGUUUGCGCAAAGAAACUGGUGAAUCGCGUUGGUGGUGCCGUUACGACCAGAAGGCUAGUCUGAAGGAACUGCUGACGGUCAAUCUGAGUCGUCCAUUUGUCAUGGCCGUCACUGAGCCGAUCUGUAUCUUUUGGAACAUCUACAUUGCCAUCGUCUAUGGCAUUCUGUACCUAUGCUUCACAGCUUACCCCAUUGUCUUCCGCCAGAUCCGCGGCUGGUCUCUCGGCUUAUCCGGUCUAGCCUUCUUAGGUAUUGGAACUGGGUGCUUGAUCACCAUCGCCUGCGAACCGCUCAUCCGCCGCAUGAUCAACAGCCACAAGAUCGACCCGGAAACCGGCAAGCCCGCCCCGGAAGCCAUGGUGUCGAUCGUCUGUAUCUCCGCGCUUCUGAUCCCCGCGGGGGAGCUCUGGUUUGCGUGGACCGGCUCUCCGGCCUCGGUCCAUUGGAUCGUCCCGAUCCUGGCGGGGAUCCCCUUCGGUGCGGGUAACACGGGGGUAUUCAUCUAUGCGACGAACUACCUGGCGGGCAGCUAUGGCGUCUAUGCGGCGUCGGCCAUGGCAGGUAACUCGGUCAUCCGAAGUAUCCUGGGCGGCGUGUUGCCUUUGGUGGGGACGUACAUGUACUCGGGCAUCGGGCCGAACUGGUCUGGUACGUUGCUGGGAUUGUUGGAGGUUCUGAUUGUCCCAAUUCCGUUCGUGUUCUAUAAGUAUGGAUACAAGAUUCGAGAGAGGAGUACUCUCAUUCGGCGGAUGCAGGAGGACAAGAAGCAUUUGGAGAUGAAACGAAAGCGACAAAUGCAACGAGGUGAGAGGGGGGCUGUGUCAGAGAAAACAAAGAUGGAGGUUUAAUUUGGAAAGGGAUUUUUGCAUUGAGAGGAGCAUGCAUGAAUUGGAGAGAGAAUCAUACGCUCAUGUGUUUUCCCCAUAAAGAAAUCUCUGCAUGG
Molecule: messenger RNA, 1958 nt
Organism: Aspergillus fijiensis CBS 313.89
Lineage: Eukaryota; Fungi; Ascomycota; Eurotiomycetes; Eurotiales; Aspergillaceae
Product: MFS transporter
Exons: 4
Coding region: 148-1863 (571 amino acids)
Biological process (GO): transmembrane transport
Cellular component (GO): membrane
Molecular function (GO): transmembrane transporter activity
Source: RefSeq, a predicted model, not a curated record